AUGGGAUUAAACAUUGAGAACGUUGAUUGCUUACUGUGUGGUUUGGAGGCUGAGUGUAAAGACUAUUUGUUUUUUGGUUGUACCUUAGCAAAAGGCUUAUGGGGAGCUAUUCUUGCUCUUUGUGAUGUUUAUUGGGGGGUCAGUUGCUGGGAUGGUGAGUUAGCUUGGGCAAUUCGCUACUUCAAGGGAAAGUCUUUCAUUGUGGGAGUGCUUCGACUUACUUGGACUAGCCACAUCUAUGGUAUUUGGAAGGAGAGAAACUGCAGACUCUAUGGAGGUAGAGCGCGGUUAGUGGAUGAGGUUCUACAGGACAUCAAAGAUGCUUUGCGUGUCCGUAUGGAGGGUAAAGCUAUCAAUAGAACUGAUCCUAGAAAUGCUAUCAUCUGUGCUAACUGGGGCAUUUCCUAA
Messenger RNA from Hibiscus syriacus, 408 nucleotides. RefSeq lists its product as uncharacterized. Lineage: Eukaryota; Viridiplantae; Streptophyta; Magnoliopsida; Malvales; Malvaceae. The record is from RefSeq and is a predicted model, not a curated record. The transcript has a single exon. The coding region runs from base 1 to 408 and encodes 135 amino acids.